Molecule: messenger RNA, 774 nt
Organism: Theileria parva strain Muguga
Lineage: Eukaryota; Apicomplexa; Aconoidasida; Piroplasmida; Theileriidae
Exons: 1
Coding region: 1-774 (257 amino acids)
Source: RefSeq, a predicted model, not a curated record
AUGAAAAACGGCCAUUGCGUCAAAGAUUAUUCCGUCAAACCUAUCCCUAUUGGUCAGAGACCUUCUUGGGGCCCUUGGCGAGGCGGGAUUCCUGAUCCUCUGGGUAAGCUAAAUAAUUUACCUUCUGAUGACACUAAAUUGAAAAUACCUCAUUCCAAAUCUGGUUUUAACUACAACGUAAUAAAUAAAUUUCAACCUCAACCACGCAAAAACGCCAACUCAGACUCUGAAACCAACAAUAAGGAUACUGAAUCUGAAAACACCGGGGAAGGUCAUUCUGACGAUACAGAGCCGGAUGAUCAAGAUGAGCUUAAUGAUAAAGAUGAGGAGACUGAACCGAAAUCCAACACUACUGAAUCUGAUAAUGAAGAGGAAACUAAUGAUGCAGAGUCCGACAAUGAGCCUGAAAACAUAAGGGAACCUGAGACUAAUGAUACAGAAACAAACGAUGAACCUGGCAACGUCGGGGACCCUGAAACUAAUGUUGAUGAUGAAUCAAAAUCGGAUUCAGAAACCGAUGCAGAAUCUGAAUCUGAAUCAGAAUAUGAAACUGGCGAUGAAGGAUCGAAUGUUGGCGGCACAGACCAAAGCGAAAAUGAGCAAGACGGUGCCGUUGAGUCCAAUGGCGCAGAAGGGGAGACUGACGGUAUUGGAGAUAACAGGAAUACAGAAGAUGUAGGAGGAACUAGGGAUGGUAAAUUCCAUUUUCAUGGUAAUCUAGCUAUGCAACCGGACUUCAUAAGAAAGGGCUGUUUUCUUAACACUGACAGGUAA